This is a messenger RNA of Scatophagus argus, 2665 nucleotides long. RefSeq names its product calcium/calmodulin-dependent protein kinase II inhibitor 1a (gene camk2n1a). The transcript is spliced from 2 exons. The record is from RefSeq and is a predicted model, not a curated record. Gene Ontology annotation, molecular function: protein kinase binding; calcium-dependent protein kinase inhibitor activity. The coding region runs from base 388 to 627 and encodes 79 amino acids. NCBI's taxonomy places the organism in Eukaryota, Metazoa, Chordata, Actinopteri, Scatophagidae. Gene Ontology annotation, biological process: negative regulation of protein kinase activity.
GCGCGCUUCAAACCCGGAUGGAUGACUUCACCGUUCUGCCUGGGUUUCCUUUAUGAUCCCGGGAUCUCCCACUUCCCUCACCAGAAAUCAGCCAGCAACACAGGCGAACACAGCUCUCUCUCUCACCCUCACACACGCGUCGUCUCUCCCUGCAGCUGCACCGCAUCCAGAGACCACAGAGAGACCACAACAACAGCCGGACCUCAGACGCUGGCCCCUGGAUCCGCAUCGAGUCACACUCGGAAGGGAUCCCAAGCAGGACAGACACCCAACAGCUGCAGUUUGCACCAAAAAAAGGGGAUCUACGGCUAAACUGCAAAUAACCACUGAGGCAGACUUUUAUCUACUUUUUAAUCUACAGCGGUGAUCCUUCUCCGUCGUGCCACAAUGUCCGAGGUGCUGCCAUACAACGAGGGGAAAAUGAACGGCUACGGAGCGGACAGCGAGGUCAGCCAGAUGUCCUUUAGCUGCGGACUGCAGGACACAAGCGCCUUUUUCGCCGCAUCGCAGGCAAAAAGACCCCCAAAGCUUGGACAGAUUGGCAGAGCCAAGCGAGUGGUCAUCGAGGACGACCGAAUAGACGAGGUCCUGAAGGGGAUGACAGACAAGUCUUCACCCGGCGUUUAAAAACGCGAACGAUGCCUUGCAGACUUUUUUAAUUUUGAUCACCGAUUUGAAGCACUUGGCGGCUGUGCAUGUUCGAGGAUUGCGGGAGAAAAACGACGGCACGAAACGAGGACGGGAUGACGAAAAGGAAAACGGGGGGAAAAAAAAGGCAAAGGAGGGAAAAUGGAGAAGGCUAAAAGGAAGAGAGAUGAGGAAGAAAGAAAUGAUAAAGAAAGAGAGAGAGAGAGUGAGUGAGUGAGAGAGAGAGAGAGAGAGAGAGACUCUGGAAAAGACCAAGAUUUAUCAUGGGAUUUGCUGGCAAUUCUCCAAACGAAUCCCGAUUUUAACUACUGCUGGGCAGCAAGAUGUUGAGAUGGCGGACCCCGCUCUGUAUCUCAACCUCUGCUGACUUUAAUGAUGGAUGAACUUGUCAUUACUUCACGACCAUCUCUUGUUCCUUUCUAAAAGCGCUGUAAGCAACAAAAUACUGCAACUGGAGGCUGAAGCUAAAUCCCAGCCCUGUUUCAAUAAGUUGUACAGUAGUUAGACUAAGCUCUCACACACCCCCACCUCACCCCGUCCCCCCUCCUCCUCCUCCUCCUCCUCUUCCUUUAGGCUUUGCUUUGUUGAUUCAGUCAGCGACGGUGCAUUUAAAGGAGCUGUCCUUUCAGCACUGGUCCAAUGCAUUCCUGUUGCUGCUAAACGCUUUUUAACAACAGACCAAUCAAACUCUCCAGUCUACUAAAUAGUGGAGAAUAUCAAACAAAAGAUCCGCAAUUGGCAGUUAAAGCUCCAAGAAAUCUUAUUUGUGCAACGUUUGCGAUCGCUCACAGAUCUUUGUCAGGCAUUUUGACUAGUGUUUAGCCUGCAGAUCUUUUGUUUGAGCACGUGCAAAAGUUAUUUUUCUUUUUUUCUUUUCUUCUUCUUCUGUUUUGGAUGUGCGUGCCCUACAGUCUGUUUAAAUAGAGGAGACCCAUUGUAUGUAAAAACAUAUAUCCGAGGAUGGUGCAAUGUUAAUAUUUUCUGUAGUGGAACCCUGGAACCCUCAUUUGUUCUUUUGGCCCUUAAAGAGCAUUAGGCCACAGUUUAAAAGUGAACCACAGUCUGCUUCUUCUUCUUGCAUCGUUCAACAGUGGUUUAAGGUGCAGGUUGGCACCUUCAUGUAGCUGAUUUUUACACCGGCACAUAUCUUUAUUUCUCCCCACCCCACAGUCUUUUGUUUUUGUAUUUUCAAAUGCUCACAGAGGCCAGCAGAGAUGUGGAGAUUAUAGUAAAUAUUGAAAAUAACAAUCAUGAAAAUGAUGGGAAAAAAAUAAUUUGGUUCUUUUAAUCAAGCAAUUAUUCGUGUUUUGUCUUCUAUAAAAUCUUGAAGUUAUUUUCUCCAUCUAUCUGCAUGAACUUUCACUCCGGUGCCAACACAGGUGCCACUACUCUUACCCUGGCACGCUUCUUUUUAACAAAAGUCAUAUUUGUAUUUUUAUAUCUAAAUAUUUGUUAUUUAAAUGAUAUGCUAGUCUAUCGUCUUACAAUUCAUCAACAAAAAUAUUUCUACUUCAGAGAGGAUAUACAGAAUGAGACUAGGCUUCAUACAGUAGAGGCGAAUCUGGGAUUUUUGGUGGACUGGUCUCGUUCUAUAUCGGAGGAUGGACGUUUUUUAAAGACUAACUGAAUGUGUCUGGGGUUUUUGCACACAUCAAUGUUAAAUUAUUAUUAAGAAAUCGUAUACUGUGACUUGAGCUUCGUUGAUGAAUUUGUUAGAAAAUGGCAGUUUUAGAGUAUAUUGCACUGUUUACGAGUAUCCUCAAAUAACACGUUGUUAUUUGACUGAUUUUGGACAUUACACUUUUUGUUUUUUUUUUAUUUUGUUUAUUUUGUACCAUUAUUUUAAAGAAACUGGAUAUGGUUUGUUGUGCAUGAAACCUUAAUAUUUUCAAUAAUGAAACAUCGUUUUAUGAAGCAAAAAAGCAACAAAAAUGUCAUGACAUUCUAAGAAUGAGUCAUUGUAUAUUAUGAUGCCAUUUUCACUGUAUUUGGUGAAUUAAUAAAUGGUGAAAGAAAA